This is a messenger RNA of Etheostoma spectabile (orangethroat darter), 2809 nucleotides long. It is a transcript of the gene swap70b, whose product is annotated as switching B cell complex subunit SWAP70b. Gene Ontology annotation, cellular component: nucleus; cytoplasm. Lineage: Eukaryota; Metazoa; Chordata; Actinopteri; Perciformes; Percidae. The record is from RefSeq and is a predicted model, not a curated record. Bases 149 to 1915 code for a protein of 588 amino acids. The transcript has 12 exons. Gene Ontology annotation, molecular function: calcium ion binding.
CGUCAUGUGACAAUACUUUUCUUCCUCGUGUCCAUAGACAGUUAAAGAGUUCGUGUCCAACAGAAAGUUGAGUAGUUCAGAGUCCGAGAGGAAGAGAAGAAGAAGCACAACCAAACAGAGAAGAAGAUAAUAGUAUAAUUUCAGCAAUAUGGCUUUGCGGGACGAACUGUUGAAGUCUAUCUGGCACGCGUUUACUGCUCUGGACGUCGACAAAAGCGGGAAAGUGUCGAAAUCUCAGUUGAAGGUGCUGUCCCACAACUUGUGUACAGUGAUGAAGAUCCCACAUGACCCUGUGGCGCUGGAGGAGCACUUCAAAGACGACGACGAGGGUCCUGUCUCCAACCAGGGGUACAUGCCAUACCUGAACAAGUUCAUCCUGGAUAAGGUGACUGAUAACUUUGACCGUCAGGACUUCAACAAGAUGUGCUGGACGUUGUGCUUCAGGAAGAAUCUGGAUCAAAACCAGCUGCUCAUCUCCAACGACGACGCCUUUAAGAUCUGGUCCAUCUUCAACUUCCUGUCUGAGGACAGAUACCCGCUGACCAUGGUCACUGAGGAGAUUGAGUACUUUCUGCGUAAACUGACGGAGGCAAUGGGGGGCAGCUGGGUGGAGGAGCGCUUCGAAGACUACAAGAUGCAGCUGAACUCGAAGCAGAAGAGUCUGAACGCCUGGGAGCUCAUUGUCCUGGUGGGGUCGGGUCACUUCAGCAAGGGCAUGGACCGCCAGACGCUCUCCAUGGGCAUCAACGAGGUCUACCAGGAGCUCAUCAUGGACGUGCUCAAACAGGGCUACAUGAUGAAGAAAGGUCACAAGAGGAAGAACUGGACCGAGCGCUGGUUCAUGCUGAAGCCAAACUCCAUCUCUUACUACGUCAGCGAGGACCUGGCUGAAAAGAAAGGAGAUAUCUUACUGGAUGGGAACUGCAGUGUGGAGGCUCUACAAGAUAAAGACGGGAAGAAGUGUCUCUUUCUCAUCAAGUCGUUGCAAAAGAGUUUUGAAAUCAGUGCGUCGGACAAGAAGAAGAAGCUGGAGUGGAUCCAGGCCGUUCAGACCUGUGUGAGCCUGCUGCGCCAGGGCCGGCCAGCGCCGCACCGCGAGGCUCGACAGAAGCGACGGGAGCUGCGGCUGAAGCAGCAGGCCGAGCAGGAGGAGCUGGAGCUGAGGAUGAGUGAACUGCAGACGGCCAAUGAGGCUAAACAGCUUGAACUGGAGAACAUGAGGAAGGCUCUAGAGGAGGCUGCAACUAAUGCAGCAGAAGAAGAACGAAGGCGUCUUGAGACUCAAACUGAACUCCAGGACCGCUACAGGAUCGACCUGGAGAGAGAGAAAACGGUACGGCAGCAGAUGGAGGAGCAGGUGGCCCAGAAGUCCACUGAGCUGGAGCAGUACCUGCAGCGGGUUCAGGAGCUGGAGGACAUGUACCAUCAACUGGAGGACGCUCUGGAGGACGAGAGGCGCGCCAGACAGGACGAGGAGGCCGUCCGGAGGCUGCAGGCACGGUUACUGGAGGAGGAGGCCACAAAAAGGAUAGAGUUGGAAGAGUUCCACCUGCGGCAGCAGCGCGCCAUCUCGGAGACAGAAGCUGAGAAACAGGAGCUGGAGAAAGCGCGUCUGGCCAAGGAGAGUGCCCUGCAGGCUGCGAUGAAACAACUGGAGCAGCUGGAGCAAGAGAGACAGGGGGCCCUGGAGCAGUACCAGGCGGUGAUGAAGAAGCUGGAAGACGCAACCAACAAUACCAAAACCUGGAAGCACAAGGUGGCUGAACACGAGGGCAUGUUACGGCUCAUUCAGCCAGGUUCCAAGGGUCAGCAGAUGAUCACCAACUGGGGCCCAGCAGCCUUUUCUGAUGCAGAGCUCAGUCUGAGGCAGAAGAAAUGGCAGGAGAAGAAGAAUCAGACGACCCAGGCCCAGUAGAGCCCCCGUACGCCCUGAACCUUAAACACGUGAAUGUUUGUGAUACGACAUCUAGUGACGGGAAGGACUUGUCUGGUAACUGGAUUUUCAGUGGAGUCCAAAUGCGAGAUAUACCAAGACAAUGUAAGGCAUUUUAGGAUUUGGAGGCAUUAAGUAAUCAAUGACCUUUAUACUUUUUAACAAGUUUUUCGUCGCAGAAACUCAAGUCACAGUUUCACAUUAUGAGGAUUAGGUUCACUAAUUCUAACAGGGAUCCAACAAAUGUACUAAGUAAAGAAGUGAUAACACCAGAAAAAUGAUGCUGGAAUAAAAUAGGCUAGCUUUGUUGUUUAAAUGUAUUGAUUGCCAUGUGUUAUAAGGUAAAAGCUCACUUUGGGUCAUUAAAAUUGAUCUUUAGCCCUAACAACCACCACAGAUAACACAGUAAUUUGGGCUACUGAACGUUGAGCCAACAUUUACCUAGUGCUAAUUCCUAGCACAACAAUCCAGUAAAAUGUACAGGAACUAGAUGAAUUUUAAAAGACAACUCCAUCUAAUCUAGACCACCAGGGCUCCUGUAUGAUCAACGGCUACUUUUGACCAGUCGGACCUGUCUAACGUAAAUUGCUUGAGUGUGUUUGAGGUUUUGAUGUUGGACCGCACCUAUCAAGUUGUAAUAUUUUAAAAAAAAUUACUCAGUUACUGAAAUGGCAACAAACUGUUCUUUGUUGUGGCCUUUUCCCCUUUCUAACUCUUUGUGACCAUUUUACGUGAAAGUAUAAGGGAUUUUUGUAAAUAUUUUAAUAGUUUUUGUUUUCCUACUAAUGUUACACUGUAUGAAGGCAGCAUCAGUUGCACCUGGGGGUGACAUGUCUUAUGUAAAGUCAAUAUUUAACAAAGUUGUUAUAUAAAAAA